CCUCCCCCCUGCCCUCCCUUCCCUCGGCGUGGAGGAUGGUGCAGCCGCCCGCAGCCCCCGAGCCGGGCCGGGGCCGCCCUCCCCGGGGGCUGAGGGGAUGAGCCGUGCCCCGCCGGGUGGUCGCUAGCGCAAGGAUGACCACUCCCGCCCUGCUGCCGCUCUCCGGGCGGAGGCUGCCCCCGCUCAACCUGGGGGCCUCCGCCUUCCCGCACCACAGGGCUACCUUGAGACUCUCCGAAAAAUUUAUCCUGCUCCUUAUUCUUAGUGCCUUCAUCACCCUGUGCUUCGGGGCGUUCUUCUUCCUCCCCGACUCCUCGAAGCACAAGCGCUUUGACCUGGGCUUGGAGGAUGUGCUCAUUCCCCACGUGGACACCAGCAAAGGGGGCAAGAACCUCGGCGGCUUCCUCAUCCACGGGCAGGGGCACGACGAGCACCGGCACAGAGAAGAAGAGGAACGUCUGAGAAAUAAGAUCCGAGCAGAUCAUGAAAAGGCUCUGGAAGAGGCUAAGGAGAAAUUGAAGAAAUCACGUGAUGAAAUUCAAGCUGAGAUUCAGACAGAGAAGAACAAAGUAGUGCAAGAAUUGAAAAAGAAAGACAGCAAACCACUGCCCCCUGUUCCUUUACCAAAUCUAAUAGGGAUAAACAGUGGAGAACCAGCAGACCCGGAUAUCCGAGAGAAGAGGAACAAAGUUAAAGAGAUGAUGAAGCAUGCCUGGGACAAUUACAGACAAUAUGGUUGGGGACAUAAUGAGCUCAAACCAAUUGCCCGGAAAGGACAUUCCACCAACAUAUUUGGAAACUCGCAAAUGGGUGCUACCAUAGUAGAUGCAUUGGAUACUCUUUAUAUCAUGGGGCUUCAUGAUGAAUUCAGAGAAGGUCAAGAAUGGAUUGACAAAAAUCUUGAUUUCAGUGUGAAUUCUGAAGUGUCUGUAUUUGAGGUUAAUAUUCGCUUCAUUGGCGGUCUUCUAGCAGCAUACUACCUUUCAGGACAAGAGGUAUUCAAGAUCAAAGCAGUGCAACUGGCAGGAAAACUUCUUCCAGCUUUCAACACACCUACGGGUAUACCAUGGGCAAUGGUGAAUCUGAAAAGUGGUGUCGGUCGCAACUGGGGCUGGGCUUCUGCUGGCAGCAGCAUCCUUGCUGAGUUUGGUACUCUGCACAUGGAAUUUGUCCACCUCAGCUAUUUGACAGGGGACCCUGUAUACUACAACAAGGUGAUGCACAUUCGGAAGUUACUUCAAAAAAUGGAUCGUCCUAAUGGACUUUAUCCAAAUUAUUUGAACCCAAGAACAGGACGGUGGGGUCAGCAUCACACAUCCGUGGGCGGGCUGGGAGACAGUUUUUAUGAAUAUUUAUUGAAAGCCUGGCUUAUGUCAGACAAGAUGGACACGGAGGCAAGAAAAAUGUACGACGAUGCAAUUGAGGCCAUAGAAAAACAUCUCAUCAGAAAGUCCAAUGGAGGACUGACCUUCAUUGGAGAGUGGAAGAACGGGCAUCUUGAAAGAAAGAUGGGCCAUUUGACCUGUUUUGCAGGGGGAAUGUUUGCCCUUGGAGCAGAUGGUUCCAGAGAUGAUAAAGCUGGACAUUAUUUGCAGCUUGGAGCUGAAAUUGCACAUACAUGUCAUGAGUCGUAUGACAGGACAACAUUAAAGCUGGGCCCAGAAGCAUUCAAAUUUGAUGGUGGUGUAGAGGCAGUGGCAGUGCGGCAGAAUGAGAAGUAUUAUAUCCUAAGGCCAGAAGUGAUUGAGACCUACUGGUAUAUGUGGAGAUUCACCCAUGAUCCCAAGUACAGGCAGUGGGGCUGGGAGGCAACACAGGCAAUUGACAAGUAUUGCCGAGUUAGUGGUGGCUUUUCUGGUGUCAAGGAUGUCUAUUCCUCAUCUCCUACAUACGAUGACGUACAGCAGAGCUUUUUCCUUGCUGAAACCUUGAAGUAUUUGUAUCUGCUUUUCUCCAACGAUGAUCUUCUACCAUUAGACAACUGGGUUUUUAACACAGAAGCUCAUCCUCUGCCUGUUUUACAUUUAGCCAACACCACACUGUCAGGAAAUCCUGCAUAUCGAUAAAAACAGCUCUAUGAGGAGGAAGAGAGACUGUUUUCAGCUCUGUUUUGUUUACAUGGACCACUUGAGACUUUAAGCAGGAGAGGAGACAGACAGACGCUUGGUAAAACUAGACCUCCAAGUCAAGCAAGUACCAGCGUGAGAAAUGAAGCUCUUCAACAUAUAGAUAAGUUAAAAGUUCUGUUUUAUACAUGACCAAAACACGUCAGCGUGAUUUUUGCAGGACAGAGACUUCACAUGCUUUGAACCCUAGCAAGACAUGGAAUCUACUGAUAAUAUUAAUGCAGCAGCUUAAGGAAGAAGAGGCUUUCCCAUCUGGGGAGAGGAACUUGCUGUUGCUGUUCACUGUUGCAAGGAACAACACACCAGUCACCUCUUCAGAUCGGGUGGGUUCCAAAUACCUAGGUUUUCUUUUUCUUUUCUUUUCUUUUUUUUUUUAUGAUGGCAUGAACGAAACAAAAACAAAAAGUGACAUCACUACACCAGCAGCACCAGGAUUUGAACUUUUUUCUGUACCUGUCUGAAUUUUCUAAGGAGCAUCUGUUUGUCCAGACUGGCAGCCAUUCUCAGGGCCUCUAAGCUAUUAAAGCUAAACUCUAAACUAUAAACAGUACUGCCUCAUUUUCCCUUUUCAAAAUAAUGCUUACAUCCAGAAAGAAAAAACAAUUAGUAAGCAUUUGGUUUGUAGUUCACUGUCAGCAGCGUGGGCUUAGUUCAUUUGGCAAGCUACAGUCACAGAGUCUGGAGUAUAUCGCAGGGGUAGGAAGGAGCCUAAACUUCCCUUCCUCACAAAUCAUUUCACAUGAAAAAAACCAUUCUCAGUCAUGGUUCUUUUAGCUAAAUAAACAGAGAUGACAACUUAAGAAAAACAAUCUCGUGAUUUAUAUAGAAGGAUACAUAUGGAACUAAAAAAAGCUCUUCUUGAGCUAAGCAGCUGGAGUUUGUUGCUUUAUAUUAUUCUACACAAUCUAUAUUUUUCCUAAAAGUUACAUUUCGUUCUUUGAAUUCUAUUCAUAGAACCUUCUUUGAAGGUUGUUUAUGACAGAAGCCUAAAAUUGCCUUUUAUUUAGUUUACAAAACUUGCUGUUCUUCUGGGGGGGUCCAGUACAAAUGCAACAUGAUCUCCUUAAGAUGCAACUUAACAUCCCUUACAUAUGAGUGGAAAAAGAAACUGAAGAGUCUCUUCUUUCAUUAAUUUAUGAGGAAUGAGGUGCUGCUACCUGCAUGGCGUUAUUUUCAAGUACUCCAUGGCUGGGCUGGACAGUAUCACUUAAAUGCAGUCCGCUUCAGUCUUCACUUAUUUGCCAAAAGAAGUUUGUUUUUUUUCAGGUCUUUUCAGCUUUUGUGUCUUUUCAGUUUUGUCCUUCACAAUCUCUUCGUACUCUUGUUCCAGCUCAAAUUAUUCUUUUUAUUCCCCUGUAUAGUUCUCAGAUCUUUUUGCCAUGAUGACUGGCCCCUUUGCUGAAGAACAACUUUUAGGUGCUCCUUUCCCUCCUAAUUCAUGCACAGAUUGAGUCUUUAAAAAAUCUUUAUGAUGUUUUCAGACAUAGAUCAACUCUUUAGUGAGCUACAGCAGUGCACCAUCAGAUCUAAAGGGGGAGGGUGCUAUUUUGCCCCCUCAAAAAUGUUUUUAUAUGAAGUUUUAUAUAUAAAAACCUUUUUCCCUAUCAUAUUAUAUCUGACUGUAGAGUUUCCUCCCUAAAAUUAUUCCUCAUUUGUCUAUGAUACUAACUUAGAUAUAGAAGUCAUCACAUGAUCUAAAUAAAAAUGCCAUCAGAUGCUUUUUUCCAGCUAGUUACUUUAGUUUAAGAGGAAGAAGACAUGGAGCUGGCCACAAGCUCCAAUCUCAACCUUUGUAUCUUAAUACCGGUUACUUAGUUACAGUAAUUGCAGCUGUAUCUUGAAAAUAAUUUGAGAGCUGAUGAAGUAAUUAAUAUAGUAAAUAAUACUGAUUCCAGUAUUUUUUAAUUUAAAAUUAGAAGUAGGUUAAUAAAUGGAUUCUUCUUACUGGUCCCACAUUAAUUUAUUUUUCUAAUUAUUAUUCAGUAAUUCACUGAAGAACUAGUCAUUUUUCAUUUUCCAAAGUUCAGAUACGUUGUGUUUUCAAAUUGUUUUUCCAGUCCCAUGAGAACUGUUGUUUGUUAAAAACUGCACUCAGUUACCUUGUUCUCCUAAGUCUCUCUGGGUACAAAGGAGAAAGAGGAAAAGCAGACUCUUCUGUUUUAUUUGAAAAAAAAAAAAA
Corapipo altera (White-ruffed manakin) is the source of this 4305-nucleotide messenger RNA. It is a transcript of the gene MAN1A2, whose product is annotated as mannosidase alpha class 1A member 2. The coding region runs from base 135 to 2066 and encodes 643 amino acids. NCBI's taxonomy places the organism in Eukaryota, Metazoa, Chordata, Aves, Passeriformes, Pipridae. Gene Ontology annotation, biological process: carbohydrate metabolic process; N-glycan processing. The transcript has 13 exons. Gene Ontology annotation, cellular component: endoplasmic reticulum; extracellular exosome; Golgi membrane. Gene Ontology annotation, molecular function: mannosyl-oligosaccharide 1,2-alpha-mannosidase activity; calcium ion binding. The record is from RefSeq and is a predicted model, not a curated record.